GUAGACAAAUUUGUUUAUUUAUUAUAUUAUUUUUCAUUAUUAAAUCUAUUUCUGUUUGUUCAGUAUACUAAUAUCGUUGUGAUUAAGUCUCAAGAACUAAAAGCAUUAAUGCUAGGUCAUAAACACGAAAUAUAACUCUUCAAAACAGAAAAAUAGCACAGCUCGUUUCGAGGUUAACUGUGUUAUGAUACAAUAGAAACGUAAAUUUCGCGUUAAAUACUCAUUUAAAAUGCAACAAAGAGAAGAAAAACAACUCGAAUCCGCUUUAGAUUCCAUCAUCCAACGCGUAAACGAUCUAAAACAAUCCAUAGCCUCGAUGAUAUUCAAAAUUGAAAACGAAUACGAAACCAUCAAUUGGCCCAGCUUUCUAGACAAUUACGCUUUAAUAUCAGGACAGCUUACCACCUUAACCAAGGUGCUGAGCCAUGACAAGUGCCCGGUACUCAGAAAUCUUACGGUAUUACCUUUGAUGCUGUCCCCCGAACGCGACGAGCAACUAGCCCAAUUGACCGAACACCGAGUCACCACGUUUGCGCACGAUUUGUGCCCAGACUAUCUCCGAACGAAACUGGAACCCGUAGCCGAAAAUAAAAUGCUCCAAUUAGAAACCAAAGCCCUAGGACUCCAGUACGAUAACGCGCAGAAACAAAUCGCCACGUAUCAGAAAGUGAUCUCGCACGUUUGGGACAUCGUGAGCAAAGCCCGCGAAGAAUGGGAAUCGGAGUCUUCGUCGCGGGGCAACACCCAGCAGAAUUCCAGCGUGGCCGAUACGCACCUUUUAGUCGCCGCCGUCGGUAUGGGUAAAGGCCUUAAGAUGGGACCGAAUCCGAAUGGACAGACGAAUCCCACGUCGGGCGGUAUGAUGGUGACACCGGGAAGGGCCGGAGGACCGCCCGGACCAGGCCAGAUGCCUCCGACUACGCAGGCAAUGAGCAUGAACAAAGCUCCGGCGGGGAUCAAGACGAAUAUCAAGAGUGCUGCGCAGAUGCAUCCGUACGGAAGGUGAAAU
Molecule: messenger RNA, 1009 nt
Organism: Phyllotreta striolata
Lineage: Eukaryota; Metazoa; Arthropoda; Insecta; Coleoptera; Chrysomelidae
Source: the annotation of a GenBank genome assembly